Messenger RNA from Anthonomus grandis grandis, 561 nucleotides. Its product is annotated as V-type proton ATPase subunit G-like. Gene Ontology annotation, cellular component: vacuolar proton-transporting V-type ATPase complex. The transcript has 3 exons. Lineage: Eukaryota; Metazoa; Arthropoda; Insecta; Coleoptera; Curculionidae. Gene Ontology annotation, molecular function: proton-transporting ATPase activity, rotational mechanism. Gene Ontology annotation, biological process: proton transmembrane transport. The record is from RefSeq and is a predicted model, not a curated record. The coding region runs from base 107 to 532 and encodes 141 amino acids.
UUACCUGGCAGUGUCAAAUAUUAGUUGACAAUAGCAAGUUUUUUAAAAACUGCAUAGAAAUCGCAAUUUGAACUUUAUAAAUUGCAUUAAAUUAGCAUUGAACUCCAUGCCUAGCUCAGCUAAUAGUCAUCACCACUCCCCAGCGUCCAAUAACCAGUAUGCACAUCAGACUCCAGGGAUUCAGCAAUUAUUGGCGGCUGAAAAAAGGGCCGCAGAAAAAGUUGCUGAAGCUAGAAAAAGAAAACUGAGACGCGUUAAACAAGCCCGUGAAGAAGCUGAGGCAGAAAUCGAAUCACUUCGCAUUCGAAAAGAACAGUCAUUCCUACAGUUUGAGGAAGAGUUCCUAUGCAAUAAAGAAGAUAUUGCCCAGCAGAUCGAAAACAAUACUGAAAACUAUUUGGAAAGAAUGGAGAAAAUAUUUCAGAAAAACAAAGCAAAUGUAAUUGAUGACCUAAUAGAUCUCGUGGUAGAAAAUAUUAAAGUGGAACCCAACCGAAACUUUUAUAUGUUGCAAAUGUUUAAAGAAAUAUAAUGAAAUAAAUGUCUAGUUAAUCUUAAAAA